This is a messenger RNA of Aphanomyces invadans, 1019 nucleotides long. RefSeq lists its product as hypothetical. The record is from RefSeq and is a predicted model, not a curated record. Gene Ontology annotation, cellular component: Fanconi anaemia nuclear complex; FANCM-MHF complex. The transcript has a single exon. Gene Ontology annotation, molecular function: chromatin binding; protein heterodimerization activity. Gene Ontology annotation, biological process: resolution of meiotic recombination intermediates; replication fork processing. The coding region runs from base 17 to 379 and encodes 120 amino acids. NCBI's taxonomy places the organism in Eukaryota, Oomycota, Saprolegniomycetes, Saprolegniales, Verrucalvaceae.
UGAGAAGCUAUCAAGCAUGGAAGAGCGGCGGGCGAUGCUGUUCGCUGUGAGCUCGAUCUGCGAGGAAGAAGCGACGCGAGACAGCGUCAAUGCUGAGUUUUCGUUAUCGAGUAGUAGUCGAUCGGUGCGGCCAACGUUGUCGCCUGAUGCACUGCAAGUUCUGACAGAGGUCGCGAUGAAGCAGCUUGAGCUUGUGGCACAUGACCUGCAGCACUUUGCACGCCACGCCGGUCGCCGCACGAUUUCUCCGGAAGAUGUCAUGCUCGUGGCAAGGCGCCAAGCAGGGCUCGUUCAAAAGUUGCAAGUGUUUCAGCGGCAACAUGGAAUGACCACAAACACAGCAGCGAAGAAGCGUAAGCGGAAAGACUCGUUCGAUUAAAUAGGACGACCGACUUGAACGGUCUUUGAUGCCUGUCACUGUCGCAUUCAUUACAGGAUCACGCAUCCUUCGCACAUGGACCGCUUGUGCCAGCUCAAUGUGCGGCUCGGCGGAAGUGGCGCGGGAGGGAGUGGCUGUAGUGGUGCUUUGUCGACAUGCUGUUGGGUCGCGCGUUGAAUGGCGCUGGAAAACUGGUGGAAUUCAGAUGUAGGGGACAGGAGGGAGAUGCGGCCGCCGUCCUUGCGUUUGUUUGUCCCAGACAGUGCCAUAUCGCUGAGGAGACCGCCCAUGGGCUUAUCGGAUGGCGACGGAGGGCUGGACCUAGAAUGGCAGUCCGAGCUGUUGCUGCGGCGACGUAGUCGUCUGUGAUGGAAGUCACUGCCGCGCGACGAGCGCCGAUGGCGAUAGGCCGACUGCAACCGCGAAUCGUGGAUGGCACUCGUGUCGUCUUCAAAGCAGCGAAGAAUGAGUGGCUCCGUUCUUGCGCCCUGCGACCACUCCUUGAACGACAGUUUGUGGUCUCGGUCGACGUCCAUGCGCAGCAAUUUGUGUAGAAAUGCCACUGGGAGCACGCGAUCGUAUCUACAAGCACAAUGAGCAUCGCCGACACGCCCCAUCAGCCGAACCGAUUGAGUAGAGC